Molecule: messenger RNA, 447 nt
Organism: Brassicogethes aeneus
Lineage: Eukaryota; Metazoa; Arthropoda; Insecta; Coleoptera; Nitidulidae
Source: the annotation of a GenBank genome assembly
AUGAAGGCUAUCCACAAGGUGGAAAUAUCCCCUGUCAAUCCCGAGGAAUUUGCGUCUUCCGAGGCUGUCAAGGACAGCAUUCUUGCCAAAAUUAACCCUGUAACCAUUGGCUUCGCGCCAUCUAAAGUCUAUUACGCAAGAAACAAGGGAGUCGUGAUUGAAUCUCACGACUCCAAUGUAAACAAGCUAUUGGAUUUCCCUGAGUGGGCCUCCCUAAAGCUUAAGGCAUCUUCACCAAAAAAGAGACUUCCGAGAUUGUCUAUCUUUGGUGUUCCCUCGUUCUUAACGAAGGAGAACCUAGCGAAGGCAAUAAUCGACCAAAAUAACGUCGAAACAUUCAAUACAGAGGACAUAAACCCGGUGCAUAAGUUUGGCCCGAGGGGUCAGAAGCUUGUGCACUGGGCCGUGGAGGUCACUCCUGCCCUCAGGCUUUCUUGCUAUCACUAA